This is a messenger RNA of Carlito syrichta (Philippine tarsier), 2144 nucleotides long. Its product is annotated as gamma-secretase-activating protein. Gene Ontology annotation, biological process: positive regulation of amyloid-beta formation. The record is from RefSeq and is a predicted model, not a curated record. Gene Ontology annotation, cellular component: trans-Golgi network. The annotation marks the transcript as partial. Lineage: Eukaryota; Metazoa; Chordata; Mammalia; Primates; Tarsiidae. The transcript is spliced from 17 exons.
ACUAUUACGUGGCUGUUUACUUACCUGGCCAUUUCUUUCAUCUACUUAACAUUCAACAUCCAGACUUGAUCUGCCACAGUCUGUUUCUGACAGGAAAUAAUGAAAUGACUGAUAUGCUACCUCAUAGUCCUUUGCAGUCACUGUCAGGGUCCCUGGUACUGGAUUGCAGUUCUGGAACGCUCUAUAGAGCACUCCUCAACCAGUCCUACUUAUUACAGUUCCUAUGGAACACCCACCUAGACAGUGAGAAGAUGGCUGCCUUGCACUGUCUGCUCUCAUGUGGCCGAGGCCUGCGGUUCCUGGAAGACCAGAUUAUUCAGUGGAUUUCUGAGAACAUCUCUGCCUGCCAUUCAUUUGACCUCAUUCAGGAAUUUAUAAUUGCUUCUUCAUAUUGGAGUGUAUAUCCAGAGACAAGUAACGUGGACAAACUUUUGCCUUAUUCCUCAGUGCUCACUUGGAAUACAGAAAUUCCUGGAAUAACCCUUAUGAUGGAAGACAUUGAGCUGCCUCUUAUGAAGGUGCACAGCUUUAAGGGCUACUGGGAAAAACUGAGCUCCAACCUAGAAUAUGUUAAAUAUGCAAAGCCACACUUACACUAUAACAACAGUGUGAUCAGGAGAGAGUGGCACGACCUGAUCUCUGAAGAGAAAACAGGAAAAAGAAAGUCCAUGGCAUACGUGAGGAAUAUUCUUGAUAAUGCAAUAAAGGUGAUUUCUAACCUAGAAGCAAGGAAUUUGGAGCCGAGAUUAACUCCCCUCUUGCAGGAGGAAGACAACCGCCAGAGGCUGCUUAUGGGACUGAUGGUGUCUGAGCUAAAAGGCCAUCUUAUGAGACACUUACAGGGUGUAGAAAAGAAGAAAAUUGAACAGAUGGUUCUGGACUACAUUUCAAAACUGCUGGAUCUCAUUUGCCGCAUACUGGAAACCAGUUGGAGGAAGCAUAAUCUUCAUUCCUGCGUUCUCCCCCUCAAUAGUCGCGGCAGUGCUGCUGAAUUUGCAGUCUUUCACAUCAUGACCAGAAUUUUGGAAGCUACUAACAGCUUAUUUCUACCUCUGCCUCCUGGUUUUCAUACUCUGCACACCAUCCUUGGGGUCCGCUGUCUCCCUCUGCAUAACUUCCUGCAUUACAUUGAUAAUGGAGUGUUGCUUCUCACCGAAACAGCCGUCACAAGACUCAUGAAAGAUCUGGACAGUACAGAAAGAAAUGAAAAACUAAAAUUCAGCAUCAUCGUACGGCUUCCUCCGCUUAUCGGUCAGAAGAUCUGUAGACUCUGGGAUCAUCCUAUGAGUUCUAACAUCAUUUCGCGAAACCACGUGUCACGACUACUUCAGAACUAUAAGAAACAGCCGCGGAAUGCUAUGGUUGACAAGUCCUCAUUCAGCAUAGAAUUUCUGCCUCUAAACUACUUCAUCGAAAUUCUGACAGAUAUUGAGUCCUCCAGUCAAGCUCUGUAUACUUUUGAAGGACAUGACAAUGUGGAUGCAGAAUUUGUAGAGGAAGCAGCUCUGAAACACACCACAAUGCUCUUAGGCUUAUAAAAGAGAAAAUGUAAUUGGAUCUGCUUCUGAUCUUUUAAUUUUGCUCAUUAACCUCACUCUUGAGUGCUUUAGCGAUAUUUAAAAUUGGUAGCAAAACUCAGAAUAUAUUGUCUAGCCUUCUGAAUUUCAGUUUGGUACUUGUUUCAGACAGAACCAAACUGCUAUACCUCAUUCUAAAUUUGAAUAGCUGAUGAGUUCAAGGAGGGACACAAUGGCAUAAAUGAUGUUCUUCCUAGGGGCAUAUCUUCCUAGUAGCUUAAUAGGCCAAAAGCUAGUCUCAGUUGCACUGUGAAAUAAAAUGUGCCUUAAAAAUGUGGGGAACAGUGCCUAGAAAAGCAAAAACUAGGUGUGUCAUUGAAAUAAUGUACAACAAGCAGAAAAAUUAAAUGUUGCAUAAGGACAAUAUUUGGAAAGAGGCUACUUUAAAAGAAAUUGAAUUUGGAUCAAACCAAAUCUGCUAUCUCCAGUAUGGAAUAAUUUGUAUAUGACAUACAGUAGUUUGUACUUACUAUUUAGAGUAGGAUUUGUCUUUGUGAGUUCAGAUGAAACUGUAUUUAAUUUUUUUAUAUUUAUAAAAGUUUGGUUUAGUAAGAUUUUUAUCAUUAA